Molecule: messenger RNA, 1422 nt
Organism: Arxiozyma heterogenica
Lineage: Eukaryota; Fungi; Ascomycota; Saccharomycetes; Saccharomycetales; Saccharomycetaceae
Gene: AGA1
Product: Aga1p
Exons: 1
Coding region: 1-1422 (473 amino acids)
Biological process (GO): flocculation
Source: RefSeq, a predicted model, not a curated record
AUGUGGACGCUAGGCUUAAAAUUACUAUUAUUAUCUCAACUUUUAUCUAGUGCAAUUGCACAAGAUACUUCUCUUUCAACAACAACAGUUGCCAUAACUGAUACAACAACUACAACUUAUUGUCCAAAAUGUACCACAAUAAUUGAAACAAUAUUUAAAUCUUCCAGUUUAGCUUUAUCAUCCUCCAAUUACAAUUUGGCAUCAACAGUCACUUCCACCACCACUACUGAUUGGACUGGCUCUUUCAGAUCCACCUACUCUACAGAAACCACUAUCAUCACGGAUUCCCUAGGAUCCACCACACCUGAAGUCAUCAUCCACAUAGAGACUCCAAGCACUUCUACUGCUCCUCUUACCACAAUAACUUCCACCACCACUACUGGCUGGACUGGCUCUUUCAGAUCCACCUACUCUACAGAAACCACUAUCAUCACGGAUUCCCUAGGAUCCACCACACCUGAAGUUAUCAUCCACAUAGAGACCCCAGAUAUUUUCAAUAUUCAAACCACAAGAGUUAUUUUGACUAGCAGUAUCUUCCAGGUACCCGCAACAUCUUCCGGUAAAAGUGUAGAUACAUUCACCUCAUCUUCUAUUAGUUCCAAAGAUACAAACGUAUCUUCUUCUCAAACACACACAUUGUCUAUUACAAAUAGUUCAGUGAAAUCCAUUGUUUCUACUAAUAUUAUCCAAAGGUCAGCCUCAUCAAGUUUGAUUACAAUCGCUAGCAAUAAUCUACUAUCAAAAUCCACCACACAUGUCACUAUUAUUUUACAAAGUACUAGCAACAAACAGUUGACACACAGUACUUUGAACAACAAUAGCUCUCAAGCAAUAAAGACAAGCUCCUCUAAACAAAUAACUAUAACUACUACAGAUUCUAAAUAUAUUACAAUGAUAUCCACUAUUACUAGAUGCUCAUCCAACUUGUGCGACAUUUCUAAUAAUACAACAUAUAAUCAUGUUCCUUUUACUACCAAUUUUGAGGACCUUAUUUCAGUUAACAAAAAUGUUUCAACUACCUAUCUGUCUACACCAAAAUUUACUUUGACAAGUUCUGUAACUUCCAGCACCCUAUCAGCGAAUCACAACAUAUUUACAAAACCAACAGUUUCCUCAGAAUCCAAAGGAAUCCCAGUAAAUUUUAGUAACAUUAGUUCUUCGUUAAUGACAAAAAAUAUUUCUACCCAUAAAGUUAAUGUCACCAGUACAUUAAUUUCCACCCCUACUAUUACUACCAACAUGCCUUCAGUUAUACAAUACUCUUCAUACGCAUCACAAAAUACCUCUAAACAAUCCAAGACAACAAUCCCUGGUUUAAUAAGUUCGUCAAUAACUGCCUACAUCUAUGAAGGCAUCGGAAACAAUAAAGUCUUCAAUUUUGGAAACUCAUUUAUUGUUUGCAUAAUAGCACUAUUACUUUAA